Molecule: messenger RNA, 2320 nt
Organism: Anopheles bellator
Lineage: Eukaryota; Metazoa; Arthropoda; Insecta; Diptera; Culicidae
Gene: sea
Product: putative tricarboxylate transport protein, mitochondrial
Exons: 3
Coding region: 400-1392 (330 amino acids)
Biological process (GO): mitochondrial citrate transmembrane transport
Source: RefSeq, a predicted model, not a curated record
GCUUCGCGGGAGUGUGUUGUGUUGGGCCGCGGCAGGCAAACUCACUGCCACCGGAGGGAUUACAUAAUUGGGAGUUUGAGUUUCACCAGUAGCGGAGCCGGCGUACGUGAGCAACGACGUGAGCGAUAAAGUUGUGUGUUCUGUGGCUGUGGUGGGAAAAGUGCGUUGCUGUCCAAUUCCAAAUUCCAUUUCGUGUCCAAAUCGAUGAAUCAGCAUUCUAUUUCCCAAUACGAAACCGUGGACGGUGGCUGUUGAUCCGAUUCGUAAGCCACAGCCAAACCAAGGCCGGCCACAGAGUGAGAUACGUGCAUCGCGACGCAUUUUAUUACCACCACGUGUCCGCGAUCCCGCGUGAAGUGCCAUUCUACUUGACCCGCCAGAAAAUCCCUCUCAUCGACGAUGGACCGGUUAGGAGGAACUCCGACGACGCUGGCCAUGGCGAGCCCGAAAAACACUAGUCAAUUCCGCAAUCCGUUCGGGUGCCGACCGUGGAUGGAGCAGAGUGGAGCAGCGGCCGCUGCUCCCGGGGCGAAAGGUUUGAAGGGUAUCGUGGCCGGCGGCAUUACCGGAGGCAUCGAAAUCUGCAUCACCUUCCCGACCGAGUACGUGAAAACGCAGCUCCAGCUGGAUGAGAAGGGCGCAACGAAGCAGUACAAUGGAAUUAUGGAUUGUGUGAAGAAAACGGUCAAAACGAACGGUGUUCUGGGCCUUUACCGGGGUCUGAGCGUGCUGCUCUACGGUUCGAUACCAAAGUCGGCCGUUAGGUUCGGUGCGUUCGAGAGCCUCAAAGGCCGGCUUGUCGAUACGAACGGCCAGCUGAGCACGUCCGGCAAACUGCUGGCCGGGUUGGGAGCGGGCGUGGCAGAAGCCAUCCUCGCCGUCACACCAAUGGAAACGGUGAAGGUGAAGUUCAUCAACGAUCAGCGGAGCGCCACGCCAAAGUACAAAGGUUUCUUCCACGGUGUCGGGAUGAUCGUGCGACAGGAGGGUCUGUCCGGCGUGUACAAGGGCCUGACGGCGACGAUCAUGAAGCAGGGCUCGAACCAGGCCAUCCGCUUCUACGUGAUGGAGUCGCUGAAGGACCUGUACAAGGGCAACGACCAAUCGAAACCGGUGCCCAAAAUGGUCGUCGGUGCGUUCGGUGCUGUCGCCGGUGCUGCGUCCGUUUUCGGAAACACACCGAUCGAUGUGGUUAAGACGCGCAUGCAAGGCCUGGAGGCGGCCAAGUACAAGAACACGAUGGACUGUGCGGUCCAGAUCUGGCGCAACGAAGGGCCGAUGGCGUUCUACAAGGGCACGGUGCCGCGGUUGAGCCGCGUCUGUCUGGACGUCGCGAUUACGUUCAUGAUCUACGACUCGUUCAUGGAUCUGUUCAACAAGUUUUGGCGCUAAGCAUCGGGCAAUCGGCCCGAGUCGCACCAAACCCAUGACAGGUGCUGUUAUUGGUCGGGAAUGUGGUGGCACAAAGGACGAACAAAUCUUACCGAAUCGGUGCAGCAGGAAAGAAUGGCAAACGAGACAUUCCAGAGGAUAUUCAGGGAUUAUAGAAGUUAGUCGACCGCAGAGUACGCGAUUAGCGGCGAAAACGAACACAUCAAUUGUUACAUGUAGGGCUUUUAAGCUCCAUCUUUGAAUGAGGGCCCCUUGGCACUGACUAGGUAGCAACAAGCACGAACUUAGCCAAUCGUAGGCUCGUUGUUCCGUAGUCGUUUCCAGCUAAAGUGAACUGCACUACUGUAUCAACGAAAAAUAUCAGUAACCGAAAAACUUACCGAUUGCAGGAUUAGGGAGCCAGACCGAAACAGAGCGCGGGAAAGGCAGCAAAACAUGUUAAUCUUUUAGUGUUAGAAACACGCCAAUAAUGCGCGCAUUUCUGUUUUGCAAAUGCACCACGGGCCGGUGCAAAUUGUGUAGACCCAAAACGGGCCAGUUCUUCGGUGUUGCUUCCUCAUGCUUACGACGAUCGGACGAGAAUAUGUACUUUAACUAUGCUUAAGGCAGCAGCAUUAACGCACGCAUUCCACUUUGAAGGGCAAUUUAUGGUUAGGGUUUGCAAUCUGCCGCCACUAUUGACACGGCAUUGUCGGCGUUCCAAGAGCGGAAGAUGUUUGUUUUUAUCGUUAGUGUUUGUUUUAAUGUUUACGCGCUUUCAUUUUGUUCGUUAUAAUUCGCGCCAUUGCCAACCAUUUGCGCGCGUCGAAUGCGGGUUUCUAGGCGCGCGUAAUGGAAACGAUAAAAUUCCUCACAUGCCGGUAUUUAUAUACACAGACACAUGUCGUAAAUAUACAAUCCGUUGUAGUGCUCCGUAGGGAUGUAUCGU